GUAGCAGAAUUGAGAGCUUCCUUUCUCAAGCUUCACAUGCUAGUGCAAUUGCUAGUAAAAGAGAAAGCAUUCUUCGUACAAUGUCAGAGAGAGAGGGAGGACUUGCUAGAGUUUCAUUAGAACGGCCAGAAACCAGCAGUUUAGAAAUAAGCAGAAGCAAGGAUUUGAAAACCUCCAAGACACCGUCCAUUCUAACUGUGGAGACAGAGUCUUUCCGUCCUACAUAUAAAGGAGAAGUUAAUGCUUUUUGUAUACAGCUCUUUUGUAUUGAUGAGAAACAUGAAACAAGGUCAUUGGAUUUCAUGAAUUUUGUUUUCAACCUUUUCCCAGACAAAGACUUCUGCAUUAUCUCUGUUCCACACAUGGUGCCUGAAUUUUAUCUGAUCCAGAAUUUUGUCCGGGUUGUACCCUUUAGCAGCUGUACACUGGAUCAAGAGCUCUAUGUGUUUCACCGUUCAGGAUUACUCAAGUCCUUUAUUGUAAGACCAGCAAGAAGCAGUGAUGUCGCUGGUGUUGAAUUACUAAUCCAAACCUUGAAAUUGAACAAAAGUAUAUUGGAUGACCUAAAUAGCUACAUAGUAGCACGAAGAGAUCCAGAUGGAACACCAAUUCAAGCAUUUGUAGCAGAAGUUUUGCAUCAAAUUGUUGGAAUAUCAGUUAUUAGAAAUGAAACGGAUAUAGAAUAUAUUCGCUCACACUACAACAUUGAAGACUUUAUUUAUUUCAGUCAUCACCAGCAGGAAGAGCAUGGUCACCUUUACCAUUUUGCACUAAAUCCAGUCUUUCAUCACUAUGCAAAACAUUUUAUGAAGGAGAUGCUUCGACUAGCCUACAAAUCUUGUCUCUACUACCCUAUUUAUCCUCAGCCUGAAGAUGGCAAGUUCCAGAAUCCCUGUGCCCAUUCCCUGACAUCUGCCCUUCAUUACAUGGUUCCCGUGCGACCAAGACGACAGAUUGUCUAUCCUCUGGAAAAACUUGGCAUAAAUGCUCCAGCAAAAGAGGUCUCUAAGGAUCAGGUAAAGUAUGCAUUGAACCACUUUAAUCGGAAGUUGUCCUUGGAGCCUAAAGUGUCGGUGAAUGCUAGAAUUGUAGUAGUUGGGGCAUCAAAUGUUGGAAUCUCCUUCCUAGAAACAUUAGUUUUUUGUCCACAUCUGAAAUUUAACAACCUAACCUUGAUUUCAACUCAUGGACUUCCAGGGAAAGAAGAGUCAAAUUGUCUACAUAAGCGGUUUUUAUCUAACAGCCAUUGUUUUAAUGAGAAUGACUUCGCACUGAUGUCACUUAGUUCAUGGAUUAAUGUUGUGGUUGGAAAAAUGACUGGCAUAGACAGAGCUGCAAAACAUGUACUGGUUUCCAGUGGGAGAAAAGUGCCUUAUGAUCAUCUCAUUCUCUGUGCUGGCCAGCAGUAUCAGGCCCCAUGUCCUACUGGUGCAGAUAUCAAAAAAUUGUUCACCAACAGGGAGGUCUCGACAAACUAUAAGCAAAGAUAUACAGGAGUAGUUCCUUCCAACCUUUUUGCUAUUUCUGACGAUGAAGACGCCUUCAUAGCAAUGAAGUAUUUAAAAGACAAAGUUGUUAAUACCUCAGGGAAUGUUAUUGUCUAUGGGAAUACAAUUGACAUUUACACUACUAUAGCAGCUCUCUUAUCAUUAGGAGUUAAUGGCAGCCUCAUACAUCUUGUGCAUCCUCCAUUAUGCUCAAAUGUUACUUCUCUUAAUAACAACGCAAUAGAAAAUGCUGUCCAGAGAGCCCUGUCCAGAGCUGGUGUGACUGUGCAUCAUGACAGUCUGCUGGCUCAGUGGAAUGAUGGCGCCCACCCGGACCCAAUUGCGUUUGCAUCCUUCACUACUAACACAAAGCCAUUCAGAUUGCAGUGUUCUGCAUUCUUUAACUUUACUGAAAAAAGAGUGGAUUAUGAGACCUUCAAGGCAAUUAAUGAUGCGUGUCUAGUUUACGACGGGAGGCUUGUGAUUGAUACCAACUUCCAUACUAAUGAUAUCGCCAUCAGAGCUGCAGGUUCUUUAACCAAGUUCUCCAAUAUAUACUAUGCCAAUGAAUGGACACACAGCAAUUUCAGCUCAAAAGAGGUCGGCUUCCAGCUUGCUGCAACCAUGCUAAAUCUUUUUGAUCCAACUCUGGAGCCAGUUUUUGAACCCCCAGAAGAUUUGGAUAGACUCAUCCCUAUAUACAAGGGAUGCAAAGUUCAAGGUGGUGUUCUACCUGGAAAAUAUAAUUAUGUGCAUAUUUUUAAACCUGGAAUUCCUUCUCGCUUGGAUGUACAAGAAUCACAACCUAAUUAUGGGAUGGCAAUCACAACAGGAGAUGCAAUAAAGGGAAACUACUUCAGAAUACAUGUCAACCAGUACAGUAUGAUAGAAACAAUUACCUGCUUUUCAAAGGAUCCUGUUCCUGUCUCCAACUACAUCUGUUUAUUUGCACAGCACGAGCGUCUUCUUAAUAAUCUUUGUUCUCGCUGGAGGGAAGGACUGAUCACAGAUCUCUACAGCUACUUGAAGGAACCUUGGGCUUUGACCAUCUAUCACGAUCGCUUUAUCGAUCUGAAGAAGGAACUGCGCCAGAUUCUAGUAUCUGUCCAGGAAGAAGGUGUUCCUUCACUUCAAGAACUUGUUCGCCAAGUUGUGGAAGGUGAACUUGCAUUAAUAGAGAGACCAAAGACAUAUCUCAAACGGUUCUAUAAGCAAAGUGUCCACAAGGAACUGCUGGAGAAAAGCAUUCUCAAUUAUCUGGACUACAACAAUUAUCACCUGCCAAUGUUUGCCUGGCCAGGGAUAGUUUAGGUGUGGCUGGAAAAGUAUGGCCUUUGCUACUUUAAAUGAUACGAGGGUCUUAACAAAAAUUUGGGGGAUGGACUGUCCUGUGCACAAAAUGAAAUCUGUCUUAUUUAAAAAGCCCACCAGGUGGAGUAUAAUCCUGAUUUUGUUGUUUUGCAAGACUGAAUUAAAAAUCAAAUAAACAAGUCAUGCAGUUA
Messenger RNA from Lacerta agilis (Sand lizard), 2989 nucleotides. It is a transcript of the gene CFAP61, whose product is annotated as cilia and flagella associated protein 61. Bases 81 to 2798 code for a protein of 905 amino acids. The transcript has 18 exons. The record is from RefSeq and is a predicted model, not a curated record. Lineage: Eukaryota; Metazoa; Chordata; Lepidosauria; Squamata; Lacertidae.